Molecule: messenger RNA, 1583 nt
Organism: Cydia splendana
Lineage: Eukaryota; Metazoa; Arthropoda; Insecta; Lepidoptera; Tortricidae
Exons: 3
Coding region: 1-1182 (393 amino acids)
Source: RefSeq, a predicted model, not a curated record
AUGGAUUCUAGAUUAAAAAAACAAAAACCCAAAACCAACACCGCGCAAGCGGAGAAGAGACCCGUAAGGGUAGAAGUGCGUGAGGGCGGGAAACCAGCUGAGGGACCCCCGACCGUCUCGAAAGAGCGGGAGGGCGGGAAGCCAGCUGAUAGACCCCCGAUCGUUGAAGAAGGUGGGACUCUGAGCUCCGACGAGGAGAGUGGAGGAACACAGAGAGAAGCAAGGCAGGGCACUCCAGAUGUCUUACAACUGGGUGGCCUGACUUUGAACGAAGAGGAUGCACUGCUCAAAUCACCAUCGAAGGGGGAAACCAUUAGGGAGGCCACACCGAUGGAGCAUGAGCAGUUCCACAAGUAUGAGUCGAAGGCUCAGAAAAAGAAAGCCAAGCUGCUUAGGAGGAGGGCUGCGACUGCUGGGGAAGGGAGUGGCAUUCCCGAGGUAUUUACCAAAGGGGAGGCCAAGCCCGGCCCGAGCAGACGCGGCUUAAAGAUAAAAAGACAGAGUACUGAUGAGGGUCGCUCGGAGCGUCCUCCAGCGAAGCGCCCGAACCAAGGACGGACUCUGGCGAGACUCAUCAGAAAGAGGCUUACGCAGCUGAUUGAGGUGGUCGUCCUGAAGGUAGUCAGGGGGGAGCCUGGCUUAGUAGCGCCAAGAUUCGCUACGUCGGGGUUGGUGUCAGAAGGAUUCUUCCUUGUGACACCAAAAACGACGGAGUCGAGGGAAUGGCUGCUAAGUCAGGACUUCGGAGAGUUGGAUGGCCACAAAAUCAUCGUGCGUAAGCUGGAGCAGACCAGGGUGCAGGUUUGGGUUCCGGGCGACACGGACACUGAGUACGUAAAGGAGUUCCUUUACGCUCAGAAUCCCGAUCGACCGGAACUCAAAAUUCUGCACUGGAAGGCAGUAGGUAGGGAGGCUCUAGAGCUAGGAACCCGACUGACCUAUAUGGUUCCAGACGGAGUCGAGGAGAGCUGGGGGCAAGAGAAGACCAAGAUUCUGGACUUCUCGGCCACCAGCGUACGAGUCCGGAUUCUGAGGGCGAAUCCAAAUCCACAACCCUCAGAAUCCAAACAAGAAGGACCAGCAGAAGCACCCGAGCUGAAGCAGGAGAGUGCUGAACCCGUCGAUGUCCAUACGGGAGGAGAGGGGAGUAUGGAUGUCGCCGGCAGUGAACUCUCCGAGUAGCAGCUUGGGGACAACAACACUACACACAAGAGAUGAAAAGAAAGGGAGACACACAGGGAACACUACACAAACACACACACACCAACACACACACGAACAUAUGCCAAGUAAACCUCCAACAUUGCAAGGAUGCGAUGUCCGAGCUGGGACAAUAUGUUAGGAGGGCCGAAGUUGACAUAGCACUGCUGCAAGAACCUUAUGCAUGGAAAAAUCGGGUGGCAGGCCUGGGACAUCUUGGGGGAGCUCUCUACUACGAAGGGAAUGAGACCUUGUUGUGGUGGAGACCUACUUCAUGAAAGAAGAUGGCAAGAGAUACAAGGUGGCGCUAGCGUCCUGCUAUUUGCCGGGCGAUGGAGUGGCACCCACGAAGGAACUAGAAGAAACGGUACUGUGGUACAGAG